This is a messenger RNA of Homarus americanus (American lobster), 2085 nucleotides long. RefSeq names its product glutamate receptor ionotropic, kainate 3-like. Bases 1 to 2085 code for a protein of 694 amino acids. The record is from RefSeq and is a predicted model, not a curated record. The transcript is spliced from 12 exons. Gene Ontology annotation, cellular component: membrane. Gene Ontology annotation, molecular function: glutamate-gated receptor activity. Lineage: Eukaryota; Metazoa; Arthropoda; Malacostraca; Decapoda; Nephropidae.
AUGAUCUUACUAAGUGCAUUUGUCCAGUCAGCAAAUAUGUCAACAUCUUCACGUGUCUUCGCAAUCAUUGCGUUAUUAAUGUUCGGAAGGUGUAUCGGUGGUACUGCUGUGGAUAAAAGAUCGAGCCUCGUAGACAAGACAGGGGUGCUCAUUAACAACCCUGUAAAUCAGAAUGGCAUGGUGGAGGACGACCUGGAAGACCAGAUAGGCAAGUUGGUGAGCCAAGUGGUGGAGCAGCACUUGGCUGGGUGCCACUUAGUGCUGGUCGAAACAACAGAACAGAGUCCUACAUUCUUUGCAAUGAACAGACAACUGGUAAAAGUCGGACAGGGUGUGAUGAUGGUGGAUGUAUGGCGAUUAUACGCAGAGGAUUUACCAGUUAAGGAUCAGUUAAUGAGAGACCAGCUUUUACAGGGGUUGUGGGGAGACACUACGCUUACCUGUAGCGCCCUCAUUAUACACCUCGACAACAUAACUGACAAUAAAAUCGCUUCCAGGUUCCUUGAGUGGUGUAAGGUAUGGCGACGACCCAUGACGCGCGUGGUGAUAGUGGGUGUCCAGGAGGGUGAGGCAUCCAUCCUUCUUCAUCAUAAUCUCCGCAACACCAUCCACACCAUAUACCUCGCCCUUCACGACCUCACACUCCAAAGACUCAAUUUUCGUCAGGGACACCCACUGAACACCAGGCUCAGGAAGACAGUGGCAAAGAGAGGAGAUAAGGCCGAGGAGCUGUGGGUGUACGGGCGAUGUCUGUACUGUAACAAGGGUGAGGCUCAGGUCCAACUCCUCCACCGGGGGAACCUGACCUAUGGCCUCCACGGCGUCAACCUCUUCCCAGAUCAAAGGAAUAACUUCAUGGGCCACACACUCAAGGUGUCGGUUUUGGCUUACGUGCCUCUUAUCUCCUAUGAGCCUGCCAAAGAACCGGGUGCCCCAGUGGUUCCCCAGGAUUCCCUCAACAUCCGCAUGCUUCACAUCAUCGCCAGUCAUCUCAACUUCACAUAUGAGCUUCGAGAACCAUUGGAUAACAACUGGGGAACCCCAGUAGGCGACGGCACCUGGACGGGGAUCGUGGGCGACCUCCAGCUUGAGCAGGCUGAUUUCUCCCUCGACUUGACGCUUUCACAUUCAAGGAGUCGCGUCAUCGACUUUUCUAGGGUCUACAACCACGAUCCAUUAAUUAUUGUGUCACUCAAACCUGCACCUCUACCACGUCAACUGGCGCUCACUAGGCCAUUUGUAGGGGAUCUGUGGGUAGCAGUCAUGGUGUGUACAUUAGUCCUCGGAUUCAUCUUAUGGGUACUGCAGUGGGAGUGGUCGAAGGUGUCAGGUGGACGUGGCAUCAAGAUCGUGCCUGCUUUUCUCUACAGCUGGGGGAUGAUGCUGGCACAACCAGUCACUGCACUUCCCACCAACACAACUGCCCGGGUGCUGAUGGGGUGGUGGCUGCUGACAUGUGUGAUCGUCAUAACAGCCUACCGCUCCUCCCUCAUCGCCCACCUCUCCGUCCAGAGCAAGUACCCGCCCAUUAACACCUUCCAGGAUCUCCUCGACCGAGAUGGCUGGUCCUGGGGUUCCAGACCAUUACGAGGAACUACUUUUCUCUACUUCAACCAGAGUUCUGAUCCUGACAUCCAAGAAAUAUUUAGAAAAAAACAGACGUACAAGAGAGAAGACGGCAUGGAGCGAGUAUUGGCCGGCGGGUUUUCCUUCCUGUCGCUUAAGACAUGGGUCAAAAUUCAAGUUACUAAAAUCUACACUGACAGAAACAGAAACUCGCCCUUCUACAUCAGUAAAACCGAGUAUCCCAUUUUUGGGGGCAACGGUUGGGGCUUCAGACAAGGAGCACCAUUCCUGGGUCAACUCAGCAAGGUGAAGCAACAACUGAUGGAGGCAGGGUUGCUAAAGCUAUGGCUAGAUGAACUAAUACAGACCCACUCGGAGUUCAACAACGUAAAGCGAGAUGGGAAUGAGCUUCCACUAUACACUGAACCGCCAGAGUCCACCGCUCUCAUCCUGCUAUUAGCCAGGGCAUAUGCUAAAUUAAAAACCAAGAGAGGUGUUGUGCUUGCGCCACCGACCUGA